AUGGACGCCCAUAAUGCCAUCGUGACCAAGGUCUCGGAGCGCGUCAAGCACUUCCAUUCGCUCCAGCAGCCCUUCCGUAUUUACCACGGCUCAACCAACAGCACCCGCCAGUCGCACCGCAACGCAGACAACACCGUGGACACCAGCAAGCUCACAAACAUCCUCUCCAUCGACAAGGAGCGUUCCACCGCUGUUGUAGAGCCCAAUGUGCCUCUCGACGCCCUUCUGGAUGAGACCCUGAAGGUUGGCCUCAUGCCCCCGGUUGUGAUGGAGCUGCCCGGAAUCACCGUUGGCGGUGGUUUCUCAGGCACCUCUGGAGAGAGCAGCUCGUUCCGCUAUGGCGCUUUCGACUCUACCGUGGAGAGCAUUGAGAUUGUCCUUGCGGACGGCACCAUUUCCAAGGCCUCGAGGACCGAGAAGCCCGAUCUGUUCUGGGGCGCUGCGUCUGCCUUCGGCACCGUGGGAGUGGUCACUCUGGUUGAGGUCAGGUUGAAGCCCGCCAAGAAGUACGUGGCUCUCACCUACAGCCUCUCCAAGAGUGCCACGGAGUACUGCCAGAAGUUCAGAGAGGAGAUUGACAAGGACGAUAUUGACUUCCUCGACGGCAUCUCCUACGCCACGGACUCGACCGUGGUCUGCUCCGGAGUGCUCGUCGACGAGAUCCCCGACGGCCAGAAGCAGAUCACCUUCUCCCAGCCCAGCGACCCCUGGUUCUACCUCCGCGCACAGGACGUCCAGAAGCCGCUGAGGGAAGGCAAGGCCGUCGUCGACUACAUCCCCAUCAAGGACUACCUCUUCCGCUUCGACCGCGGCGGCUUCUGGACCGCCCGCUACGCCUUCAAGUACUUCAUGACCCCCUUCAACAGCGUCACGCGCCGCGCCCUGAACCGCUUCAUGCACACCCGCGACAUGUUCCGCGCCAUGCACAAGAGCGGCAUCCAGGAUUUCCACGUCAUCCAGGACGUCGGCGUGCCCUUCGACCGCGCCCCGGAGUUCCACCAGUGGCUCGACGACCAGCUCAGCAUGUACCCCAUCUGGCUCUGCCCUCUGCGCGUCCGCCGCGACGACCCGGACUCGGGGCACGGCCUGCACGCCGAGUUCGCCGACCCGGCCACGACGCCGGAGCUGCUCAACUACGGCGUCUGGGGCCCCGUCGACGGCACCCGCCGCGACGCCAUGGAGGCCAACCGCAGGCUGGAGCACAAGGUGCAGGACUUUGGCGGCAAGAAGUGGCUCUACGGCCAGGCCUACUACACCGAGGAGGAGUUCUGGGCCCACUACAACCGCGGGCCCUACGACGCCGUCCGCGAGAAAUACGGCGCUGGGUAUCUGCCCAACGUGUACGACAAGGUCAAGGUCGACUUUGAGGCCGAGGAGGCGGCGAGGAACGAGACCGCGGUCAAGUCUAGGCUCUAUAAGAGCAAGAGGCUGAUGGGGCUGUACGGUGUGUAUCACGCCUACAAGGGUGGCGAUUACUUGAUGAAGAAGGAGAAACAGGCGAAGAAGCAGCCCGUUGAGGAGAAGAAGGCCGAGGAAAAGGUCGCGAAGAAGACCGAGGAGACCACACCGUUAGAGACCACGGCAGUGGAGACCAAACCAGAGGAGAACAAGCCCGAAGAGAAGAAGGUAGAGUAA
Clonostachys byssicola is the source of this 1635-nucleotide messenger RNA. The record is from the annotation of a GenBank genome assembly. NCBI's taxonomy places the organism in Eukaryota, Fungi, Ascomycota, Sordariomycetes, Hypocreales, Bionectriaceae.